Sander lucioperca (pikeperch) is the source of this 1075-nucleotide messenger RNA. Its product is annotated as ras-related protein Rab-37-like. Gene Ontology annotation, cellular component: endosome; Golgi apparatus. Lineage: Eukaryota; Metazoa; Chordata; Actinopteri; Perciformes; Percidae. Bases 114 to 863 code for a protein of 249 amino acids. The record is from RefSeq and is a predicted model, not a curated record. Gene Ontology annotation, molecular function: GTP binding; GTPase activity. The transcript has 10 exons.
AGGGAGGAGAAGGUUGGUGGAGAGAGGGAGGGGCGAGAGAGAGAGAGAGCUGCGUGGUUUGUCAGCUGUUAUUCCCCUCAGCAGGCUGCUCUCUCUGUGUUGUAAGAGCGCGCAUGGAGAACGGCAGGAUGGAGCGGAUGGAGUCGAUGGAGCCGAUCUCGGCGCACUACACCACGGCUUACCCGGAGAUCCAUCCCGAUAGCGGGUACGAAUCCAGAGAGACCGCCGACAGCCAGGCAAAGACUCCCCCAGCUCCGACAUAUGACGAGGAAUUAGUGCACAAGACAAUCCUGGUCGGGGACAGUGGAGUGGGAAAGACGUCGCUGUUGGUGCAGUUCGAUCAGGGAAAAUUCAUCCCCGGCUCCUUCUCCGCUACAGUGGGCAUUGGAUUCACGAACAAAGUGGUGACUGUUGAUGAUGUAAAAGUCAAACUACAGAUUUGGGACACAGCAGGACAGGAGAGGUUCAGAAGUGUGACACAUGCAUAUUACAGAGAUGCACACGCUUUGCUCCUCCUGUACGACAUCACCAGCAAAACCUCCUUUGACAACAUAAGGGCAUGGUUGACAGAGAUCCAUGAGUAUGCACAGAGCGAUGUAGUCAUCAUGUUGCUGGGCAACAAGGCUGACAUGAGCAGCGACAGAGCCAUCCGGAGAGAGGAAGGAGAGCGUCUGGCCAGAGAGCAUUCAGUUCCCUUCAUGGAGACAAGUGCCAAGACAGGAGUCAACGUAGAGCUGGCCUUCACUGCUGUGUCCAAGGAACUGAAGCACCGGGCCGUCCAACAUCCCAACCAACCCAAGUUCCACAUUCAUGAAUACAUUGAAGCACAGAAGGAGAAAUCCGGCUGCUGCAGCUACUUCUGAAUCUCCUCUCCACUCUGCUCUUAAAUGCCAAUACCAACCAACCGACCGACCGAGCGAGCGACCGAGACCAAGCGACCGAUCAACCGGUCCAACCGACCGACCAACCAACCAACCGGUUCAACCAAGUCGGCACUUAUUUAAUGCAGAUUAAGCCAUGUUUUAAAAUCACAUUGCUUGUAAAUUUGUCUGAACAAUAAAAACACAAAAAUAUA